GAAGUCACUGCGGCUCAUCAGCCACCACAAACCACAACACGGCACAGACGCCAACAUGCAUGCCACGAAGAAGGCAGUCUGUUGGAGACUUUUCCUGUGUUCCUGCCUGCUUUUGGAGAGCUCUUCUCAAGACUUUGGCGGGCAGACGCAGUUCAUUUGCACUUCCGUGCCCAAGGAUAUGGACAUUUGCGCAGCCACCUUGCAGAACAGUGUGCCAGGAGAGGACUUGAAGACCACUGUUAUGCAGCUGCGGGAGACGGUUUUGCAGCAGAAAGAGACGAUCAUGAACCAAAAAGAGACCAUCAGAGAACUCACCUCAAAGUUGGCUCGGUGCGAGAGCCAGAGCGGCGCCGAGCCUGGGGACGCGCGCCCCGGGGGCAGGAGGAAAGAUGCCGGGACCAAAAACACAAUGGGAGAUGUAUCAAGGGGCCCCGCUGACACUUUGACGCAACUCUCACAGACUUUACAGUCGCUGAAGCAGAGACUAGAGAAUCUUGAGCAAUUUAGCAGAAGUAACAACUCGGUGCAGGCGAACAGUCUCAAAGACCUGCUCCAAAGUAAAAUCGACGACUUGGAGAAGCAGGUGCUGUCCCGGGUGAACAGCAUCGAGGAGGGCAAGCCCGGACUCCGGAAUGAGACCGAGCAGCGUGGGAGAGUGGAGUCCACCCUCACAACUCUACAUCAGAGGAUCACCGACCUGGAGAAAGGUCAAAGAGAAAACAGGCCCUUGGAUAAAUUCCAGCUCACGUUCCCACUGAGAACCAACUACAUGUACGCAAAAGUGAAGAAAAGUUUGCCAGAGAUGUACGCCCUCACCGUGUGCAUGUGGCUAAAGUCCAAUGCUUCUCCUGGAGUGGGCACACCUUUCUCCUACGCAGUUCCUGGUCAAGCCAACGAGCUGGUCCUCAUAGAGUGGGGAAACAACCCAAUGGAGAUACUAAUAAAUGACAAGGUUGCAAAGCUGCCAUUUCUUAUCAAUGACGGGAAGUGGCAUCACAUCUGUGUGACCUGGACAACUCGUGAUGGUGUUUGGGAAGCUUUCCAAGAUGGUGUCAAGAGAGGUAGUGGAGAGAAUCUGGCUCCAUAUCAUCCUAUCAAACCACAGGGCCUGCUGAUCCUCGGUCAGGAGCAGGACACGCUCGGAGGAGGAUUUGACGCCACACAAGCUUUUGUUGGAGACUUGGCAAAUUUUCACAUCUGGGAUCGGAAACUAUCUGUCGGAGAGAUUUAUAAUCUAGCAACUUGCAGCAGCAAAGCGCAAGUGGGCAACGUUUUUGCAUGGAUGGAGACGAGCCUUGAUAUUUACGGAGGUGCCUCGAAGUGGACAUUUGAAGCUUGUCGUCAGCUCAACUGAGCUCGCAGGGAAAGGAAGAUCAAUGCAAUUGUCAAGGCCACUGUUGUCGCAGCAUCAGUAAACUAAUUUUAAAGAUCAGGAGGCGAGUGUUUCAAUGAAUAGCAUCUGGAUUUGUUAUAGAUAUUUAAAAAAACAUCAUUUGUGGACACCUUGAUAGAUUUUUUUACCAGAUUCACAUGAGGGACAGGUCACUGGAAGUGGACACUUUGGCAUCCUGUGGUGCUUGAAUGCACAUCAGGUCUACUUAUGGUUUCAUUUGAAAAAGCAGCUGAUGCCACUCCAGAGGGCAGAAGAUGCUCUCAGAGACCCAAUCAACAGGUCUGCAUCAAAAGUACAGUAGGAGGUCAUGUAGUUUUUAGUGAACAGAUGUCACGCUAUUCAACAAAAUGACUUCUUCAAACGUCUUUUCUGUCUCGACUGCCAGGGAUUUUCACUGUGAAAAAGGACCAGGUGGACUUCUUUAAAAGGACUGUGUUCUUCAAGAAGUUAUGAAAUAGAUGGUAUUGUUUCUCUCUCACUCUUCUUUCUCCACCACCACCUGCUUCACGUGAUGUUGUGUAAAGAAUGACGUAUAUAUUGCCAACUUUCGAGCCUGAGUGCCUUGGGCUGUUGAAAAAAAAUCUCAGCACAUUCAUUAUUAUUUGCAGUGUUUGUGUUUAUUUUCUGUAAAUUAAUUUCAAAAGAGGAUGGUUUAUAUUGUUUAGUGUAAAAUGCAAUUCAUUGAUGACAAUGGCGCAUUUUGCAGAUGUUUGUUCUUCAUUGGGAAUGUUCUCUGUACAGUAACAGCAUGUCUUAACUUCUGUAAAUGCUGUGUCAGCAUCUAUGACCUUUGCUUUUACCUUCCUACUUUGGGUUGAGAUUUUAUACUGUAUUGUUAUAUGCUUACAGCAUGGCACACCAACAGA
Xiphias gladius (swordfish) is the source of this 2259-nucleotide messenger RNA. It is a transcript of the gene nptx1l, whose product is annotated as neuronal pentraxin 1 like. NCBI's taxonomy places the organism in Eukaryota, Metazoa, Chordata, Actinopteri, Istiophoriformes, Xiphiidae. The transcript has 5 exons. Bases 56 to 1354 code for a protein of 432 amino acids. The record is from RefSeq and is a predicted model, not a curated record.